ACCAUCACUACAAAACCCUAUUUCCUUCUUCUUCUUCUUCAAUCUUUGGAUCUAAUACACAAUUGUUACGAAUGUUUACAACAAGGCAUUCUCACGGCUCUUCAGAACGUCAAAAAUGGGACAAAAUUUUCAACGGUCUGGUUAAAAUGUUAAAGUCCCAACAAGAACAGCUCCAGACUCUCGUUACCGAGAGGAAGAUCCUCGAAGAUCGCAUAAAGAUGCAACACGAAAAGUGGGUGUCUGAUAUUAAUCUCUACGAAGAUCAUAUUACUCAAAUGAAGAGUGAUUUUAUGGCACAGGAGAUGACACGCUUGCUUGAGGCCGCUAAAUCUGAUAUGAUGGUGGGAUUGAAGAAUAGAGAGACUUCUCUCUUGGAACUUAAAUUAGAGCACUCAGAUGACAAUUUGGCUGAUUUCAGGGCGUGGUUUGACUUACUCAGACAAAACCCAAAAGAUAGGGACGCAGAAGCAAGAAAAAUAAAGCUUGAAUUUGAUAAACUUGCUUCUGAAAAGAGAUCUGAGGUAUCUGCACUCUUGGCAGAAAAGGACUUUAUAUGGCACCAGUAUAAGCUUUUGGAAAACGAUCUCACUACUAAAUUAAAUAGCAAGCGUGCAGAAGUUGAUCAAGCAAAUGAGAAGAUUGCGAAGCUUCUUGCUAAUUUGGAGGAGCUUCAGUCAUCCAACAAUGAGAAGGAUGAACUUAUUGCAAAGUUAAAUACUCAAGUUGCUGACAAGGAGGCUGGCACAAAUAAAUGCAAUGACGAAAUCUCCAGGCUCUCACGGAAAUUGGAGCUGUUAAGAAAGUCCAGAAGUGCUUCAGUUACACCACUUUUAAAUCCUUGUGUGACAGGAGCUAAAACUUCCAAUACGGGAGGCAAGAGUGGUUUAAGAAAGUCCGGAAGUGUUUCAAUUACACCUCUUUCAAAGCAUUUCACAACAGGAGCUGGAAAUCCAGGAGGCAAGAACUGUGUCAGGAACGGAAGUAAUGUUUUUGUGAAGAAAGAGUUGUCGGCUGCACAAGUCCCUGAUCUCUUGCACUCUGAGAAGUGCAGCAGAAGUUCAAAGAGAAAAGCGGUCGAUGUUUGUCCCAUUUCAGAAACUCCAAAGUUGUUCACAUCUAAAUUUAAAGUUCCCAAAUUGAAGGUAUCUCCUUGUGUUAUGAGAUGACCCUCCAAAACGAUAUCUCUGCCUUGAGAUCUACACGCUACACACGGUGGCGGUUGUUGUAUAUCUAGUUUUUGUGUAUUUUGAUGUAAGUUAUUCUAGCGGUCAUACAUCGAAGCUAAUCUCUGUAAUUUAGCUUUCUUCUUCCGGUCUUUGUUAGAUGAUGUUAAAGUUUUCAGCUUUUAGUGGCCCUCUCUCGGGAAACACCAACCUUUUUGUAAUUCUGUAGGCAAUACAGUUUAGAAAAUGUAUGGCACUGGGUUAGUUUCUUGCCAAGACAACAUUCAUUGACCUCAAUUCAUUGUUAAGUUUU
Molecule: messenger RNA, 1476 nt
Organism: Pistacia vera
Lineage: Eukaryota; Viridiplantae; Streptophyta; Magnoliopsida; Sapindales; Anacardiaceae
Exons: 5
Coding region: 72-1166 (364 amino acids)
Source: RefSeq, a predicted model, not a curated record